Messenger RNA from Arachis ipaensis, 1323 nucleotides. RefSeq lists its product as uncharacterized. The record is from RefSeq and is a predicted model, not a curated record. Lineage: Eukaryota; Viridiplantae; Streptophyta; Magnoliopsida; Fabales; Fabaceae.
AUGGCUACUGUAAACAAAACACUUCACACUCUUGUUUUCUUAGUACUCUUGGCUCUUGGGAUAGGCUCUGCCACAAGUAGGGUUUUGCUUACUUAUGAUGGCAUUGGAGGUGGUAGUGGUGGCGGCUCCGGUGGUGGUGGUGGUUAUGGACUUGGUGGGGAUCAUGCUGGUGUUGUUGGUUAUGGAGGUGGGAGUGGUGGUGGAGAAGGUGGAGGAGUAGGAUAUGGUGGUGCUGGUGGUGGACAUGGUGGCGGUGGAGGAGGCGGAGCUGGGUAUGGUGCUGGGGGUGAUCAUGGUAUUGUAUAUGGCAGUGGUGGUGGUGAAUAUGAGGGACAGCCAGGUGGUGGGUACGGAGGAGGAGAAGGAGGUGGGGCCGGUGGUGGUUAUGGUGGCGGUGCAGAACAUGGAUAUGGAGGAGGUGGUGGUAGUGGUGGUGGUGGUGGAGCUGGGUAUGGUGCAGGUGGAGCUCAUGGGGCAGGAUAUGGUUCUGGAGGAGGAGCUGGUGGAGGAUAUGGUGGUGCAGGUGAGGAACAUGAUAGUGGUUAUGGGAGCGGCGGCGGCGGAGGGUCAGGAGGAGGUUAUGGUGCUGGUGGAGACCAUGGUGCAGGUGGUUAUGGGGGUGGUGAAGGAGGAGGAUCAGGGGGAGGCUAUGGUGGUGGUGCUGGUGGAGAGCAUGGCAUUGGUUAUGGAGGCGGUUCAGGUGGUGGAUCCGGUGGAGGAUAUGGUGGUGCUGCUGGAGAACAUGGCAUUGGCUAUGGAGGAGGUGGCGGAAGUGGUGGUGGGGGUGGUGUAGGGUACGGUGGUGCUGGAGGAGCACAUGGAGGUGGCUAUGGAAGUGGUGGCGGAGCUGGUGGAGGCGGUGGAGCAUACGGUGGUGGUGCUUAUGGUGGCGGCGCUGGUGGUGGCUCUGGUGGAGGUGGUAGUUAUGGGGCAGGCGGUGCACAUGGUGGUGGUUAUGGAGGAGGUGGUGGAAGUGGGGGUGGUCAUGGUGUCAAGUUGAGGAGUGUGUCAGAUAAUGGGAGUGAAAUUAGCUUUGAUAAUUCGGUUCUCUUCUACAUGGUGAUUAUAGGUGGAUGGGGUGAAGCACUGGCUUUGUUUGAUGAGUUAGAGUUGUUGCGAAGUUAUAAUAGUGAUAUGUCUGUGUUUAUUAUCCCUGUUUUUUAUCGUGGUGGGAGACUCAAUAAAGAUUCAAAUGGAGUGUUACGGUACGUAGAUGGAAAGAUUGAGAAAUUUUCAUCUAUGGAUGUUGAUUUUGUCAACAAGAAGGAUUUGGAAGAACUCUUCAGAGAAUUAGGUUAUCCAGAAUACAAAGAAAUUUACUGA